AUGGCUAUUCCCACCGCUCUAAAGUGCCGCACCCGCAAGAACCUUACCCCAGCCGAGCGUGCUGAAGUUAUCGCCUACCUCCUGAGUGUUAGUACCGAGCUAUCCCCUCCUCAAGGCGCCAUUAAAGCUUGUGCGACUAAAUACGCUUGUGGAGACGCUCAGAUCUCGCGAUUGUGGCGUCGAUCGGUUAAGGCCAUUCAAGCAGGAGCUCCUAUCGACUACGAGAGCGGUAGAAAGGGUCGAAGUGGCCGCAAGUCGCGGUUGACGUCGGAGUUCCGCGUCCAGCUCAACGAGGCCAUCGAACUUAUUCCCCUGGAAGACAGAACCGACAUCCGUACUUUGGCGAGUAGUCUCGGUAUUGCAAAGUCUACGUUACACGACUACUACCAGGCUAAGUUCGGUUCAGUUGAAAUAAGUAAUGGAUACACGCACUUAAUUCUUAUAUUUCCGGACAACAGAAUUACAAGGACUGCCUUAUAUUUUCGGACGGAGGAAGUAUUUGAUUAG
Messenger RNA from Phytophthora nicotianae INRA-310, 507 nucleotides. RefSeq lists its product as hypothetical. NCBI's taxonomy places the organism in Eukaryota, Oomycota, Peronosporomycetes, Peronosporales, Peronosporaceae. Bases 1 to 507 code for a protein of 168 amino acids. The record is from RefSeq and is a predicted model, not a curated record. The transcript has a single exon.